UCGAAAGAGGGGGACGCGUGCAACUGCUUUCGAUAAUCGGCCGCGCGUUCGGUACGUGAAAAUCGGACAGUUCACAGCCAGUCACGUAAACGUAAAAACAGAUAUAUGCCCAGAAUAUUUAUUAAGUGGGUGGUUGUGCGUGACUUUUCCCUUGUGAAUAGCUAGCCCAGUAAAUGAUCGGACGCGAAAAUAGAAUGGUUUGUUUGAUAACUAAAGACUUCCGCGCCUGAAAACACCAUCGCAGCUUAUUUGCGACAUGUUAACUGGCUGACUGUUUCGGGACUAAACUGUGUUAUGUGAAAUGGAACUCUUAUUCGAAUUUUGAAAUGUGCGCGUUCGGAAACUGUUUUAAACUUGAAUAAAAAAAAGUGACAAUGUUGCCAUAUCAAGCUGUGGCUAUGGACUAUGUAGCGGGGUUUCCUCAUCACCAGCGGCCUGGUGGGUUGCCUGGAGUAAUGGGCCUGCCGGGACCAGGCCCAGGGCUGAAUCCAGGGCUGAAUUCUGCCUUCACCCAUUCCUGGUUCGUACAGACAAGCCCGGAUAUCUGUCGGCAGCAACAAGCAUCCAACCAAUCGCAUCUUGAACCGGGCAUUCUCGAGCUUCGAAAAGAGAAGAGUAGAGAUGCAGCAAGAUCUCGACGUGGUAAAGAGAACUAUGAAUUCUACGAAUUGGCAAAGAUGUUGCCUCUCCCGGCUGCUAUUACCAGCCAGCUGGACAAAGCCUCGAUCAUUAGGCUCACGAUCAGCUACCUAAAGCUUCGGGACUUCUCAGGACACGGUGACCCUCCAUGGAGCCGGGAUACACCGCCUACCAGCAAAGCUCUGAAAGGUGCUCAAAACAGACGGACAGCCCUCGGCCUGGCGAUGGACCUCUUUGAGCAGCAUCAAGGCACACACAUACUCCAGUCUCUCGAUGGCUUUGCAUUAUCUGUAGCGGCUGAUGGAAGGUUUCUGUACAUAUCUGAAACUGUUUCAAUAUAUUUAGGAUUAUCACAGGUAGAGAUGACGGGUAGUAGCAUAUUCGAUUACAUUCAUCAAGCUGACCAUGCAGAAAUGGCAGAACAACUAGGGCUGUCACUUGCAGGCCGAGGUGGUGCAGGGCUGAACAGCCCAGCAUCAGGCAGUGAAGAGGGCAGUCAACAUGGAACUAAUAACCCUGACGUGUCAGCACAAAUGACGUUAGCAGCAAGUGGAUCAUUAUACAGAGGAAUGGAUAGAGCCUUCUGCAUCAGGAUGAAGAGUACGCUCACAAAACGGGGUUGUCAUUUCAAGUCGUCAGGAUAUAGGGUUGGGAGAGGCAAGGAGGGUGACUCUGCAAGAUAUGGAGAGGGUGGUAACUGGCGGGUGGUGCUUAUGCUCUGUAGACUCCGGCCGCAAUAUACGUUCUCACACAGUCGGAAGACACCACCCUCUCUUCUAGGAAUGGUGGCGUUAGCUAUCGCUCUGCCGCCACCCUCCGUACAUGAGAUACGACUGGAGUCCGACAUGUUUGUUACAAGAAUCAAUUUCGACUUCAGAAUAGCGCAUUGCGAGCCCAGUAGGGUUCAGGAGUUACUGGGCUAUACGGCAGAGGAGCUUACGGGGAAGAACCUGUAUGCUCUAUGUCAUGGUGAAGACGCCAAUAAACUUAGAAAAUGCCAUGUAGAUUUAAUGAACAAAGGUCAAGUGCUUACCCACUACUAUAGAAUAAUGAAUAAACUGGGCGGUUACACCUGGAUGCAGACUUGUGCAACGGUUGUAUGCUCCUCUAAGAAUGCAGAAGAGCAGAAUAUUAUUUGCGUCAAUUAUGUUAUCAGUGGACGAGAAUACCCAAAUACAGUAAUGGACUGCUGCCAGUUAGAAGAAAGCGUACAAGGUGUUAAAAGGGAAGAGUCUACUGGGGAUCCUGAAAAUGGUCCCCCAGAUGCAGAUGCGCCCGGUGCCCCACCUCCCUCAGCAAGACACGCAACGGAGAGAACAGAACCCCCGUCUAAUAACGAUUCUGCCUCGACCGCACCACCUACGUCAGACGUAACUCAUCUUACCAGACUGAGCGACUCACAACCUGUACCUCUUCACACUACUCCAGAACGAACUUCCCCUAUGCCAGCACGAAGACUGAAAAAACGUAAACAUACAACAGAUGAAGAUGAAGAUAGAGCGGAAGAAAGACGAAAAACCUCAUCAAAUCCAGGCACUGCAAUAUCCCCAGUAGAACGCGACAUGUCAAAAACAAUAUCUAUGCCUGAAAAUACGGACGCAACUUCAGUCAGAGACUUGGAAAAUGCCAUGUCGAAACAUUUGCCUUCUGUGGGCUUAGACAAGGAAAUUUCUCACAGGCCGACGGAUUUUUCAACGGAUGCUUUACUGAAGCAACAACAACAGAAAUCUACCAUACAGUGGAUAGGUACACAAAAUCACGCUUUAAACCAUUUGAAUAGACAAAUUCCCGGAAACCAUUCAUCAACACCCGCAUCGGCGCUGCUGAGGCAACUGUAUGCUAAUCGGGAAAGUGUUAUUAGAAGUAAUUUCCUGGGAGAUGCAAGAUCAGGUGGAUAUUACUCGGGAGAUGGCCAGACUGGACCUUUACCCACGCCUCCUGGCAGUGAAGGUUCUGGCUAUAGCGAACAAUUAGGCCACAAAGGUACAGAUAUCGGGUCACUAGCGUAUGGCUACGCGGAUUACCAUUCAGCAAUGACCCCGCCUGGCUCGGUUUCUCCGAGAGAUAAACAACAAUACGCUCUGCCAUAUGAUAAUAACGCUUAUUCAGAGGCAUUAAGGCACUCCUAUUUAGGAGACACACCAUUGCCUUUAAAACCCCAGGCGUAUUCUGCAGUCCCAGGUGCGUUAGACUAUGCGUCAUCGCUAGACCAGUCACAAUUUUUCCAUCCAGCACCAUCGUUCCAUCUCUAUCACCCACAGGCGCAUUCGCAUCCGUCUCACCCACACCAACCCGUAGAUAAGUCCGCUCCACCAAAUACUAAUUGGUAUUCAACGAGUUCAUAGCCAUAUUGAUGAGGAACUUUCACAGUGUCGUCCAAAUAUAUUUUGUUUCCUCCUUAUAUUGUUAUUGUUUUGUGAAAGUGAUUAGGGAUCUGUGGUUGUGUAACUGAAGCAUUCCAUUAGCUGUUAACGAAAAGACUUUUCUAAUACUCAUGAUUUUAUCAGUUUCGAAGUAUACAGAUAUGUAUCGUAUUAAAAAUUUAAAUGAAACUGUUUCUGUACCAAGUAUCUAGUAGUAUGUAGGCAUAUCUGGCUACUGAGUAUUCGAGCUAUUUAUAGCUUUCUUGCAUAUCAUAUAAACUAUAAAGGCUUGUAUUCCAUAACGUAAUCUAAUCACUUUGCACUGGAUUCAAUUUUUUUUAAUCUUUAAGCGAUUAACUAAUUCACGUUAUGGAAUAUGAGCCAAGUAACUUAAGCUUUGUGUAAAUGAUUGUACAAUAGUUAGCACCUGACUGUACUUAGAUUAAUAUUUUAACUUGUAAAUUAUACUAGUUAGCGUUGUAUAUUAUUUUAUUGGAAAUAAGAUUUCUUGUAAAUACGUUGUUUAAAAAUAGUGUUUUUAGUUUUUUGACAAUGCUCAAAGACUUGUUUUACGUUCUGUUUAGAUAAUUAUUAUUAAAUAAAAUUAUGUAGGAAUUCCGAAAUUUGCAUAGUACAGCCCCCUUUCCAAUGACAUACAACGAACUGUGCGUUUUCAAUCAACUCUAUAGCAACAUUGAUAACUGCUAAGAACAACUUUAUCAUUAAGCUCGAGCAAGCAUCUAAGUCUAAAUAUGAUUAUGAUUUACUGAUUAUGUAAAAAAUAUAGCACGGUGCCUAAAUAGAUAUCGAUAUUGGUCGCACGGAACAAACUAAUUUAAUGAAUAAACAUUGAAACUGUAUGUAUGUAAUGUAUCAAUGCUUACUUGGAAUAUUAAAUUCGUAAAAAGUGAAUUAGUAGUAUAUAAAGGGGGUUUUGUUAUUUUUAAUAUGUCCAUGACAGUUGUUGUAAAAUACUCAUUCCGUAAAGUUUUGUUUUUCGUUUAAAAAUCAGUAGGAUGCUCGUGCAAUAUGAAAAAUGUUAUUUUUGAAGGCUUCGUAAUAUAUAGUAAAUUAAGGUAUUACUAUAAAGUACUUAAUUGGUAUUAUGUAUUAAAAUUAUCUGUUAAAUAUGUUCUGUAUUGUUUUAUAAUUUACAUGAAAAAGUGAAUUUUAUUUGUCCA
Pieris rapae (cabbage white) is the source of this 4183-nucleotide messenger RNA. RefSeq names its product protein trachealess (gene trh). NCBI's taxonomy places the organism in Eukaryota, Metazoa, Arthropoda, Insecta, Lepidoptera, Pieridae. The transcript is spliced from 11 exons. Gene Ontology annotation, molecular function: DNA-binding transcription factor activity, RNA polymerase II-specific; RNA polymerase II transcription regulatory region sequence-specific DNA binding; protein dimerization activity. Gene Ontology annotation, biological process: regulation of transcription by RNA polymerase II. The record is from RefSeq and is a predicted model, not a curated record. Bases 375 to 2984 code for a protein of 869 amino acids.